AUGUCUGGAGUGCGUAGAAAAUAUUUGGUCGAGUUAUGUAAACAAAAAUACGUCCAGCAGACGAACGAUAACAAAAUAUGUGAGAUACUACAAGAUUCGAACCAGGAAAGAGUGUCGUCUCCAGUACCUGAUGAUGUUGAUGCAAUUAUGACCCCACAAUUUAUGUCUGUGUUUGAGGAUGUCUUUCAAGGGCCUAUUGAACAACACGAUGAUGAACAUUUUUCUUUAACGCGACUCAUCUAUCCAAGUCAGUCGACACAAAAUCAGAUUAUAAACGAUGUAAAUCUACACAUUACAAAACCUGAUUCACCAAUUAUUUAUUCCCUUCGUUUAGCUACUAAUAUAAAAAAGCCUUCUCCAAUGAUAUUGACUCCACAGUCCGUGGGACACCUAUUUUCUAUAAGUGUUGAAAAUUAUGAAUCUGACAACAACGAAUGCACCCCAAUGCCUUCACUCUAUUGCAACUUAAGUAAUUGUUCUCAAAGUGCUGAUGAAACUUUGGUACCGACCACGAUUCCUGAGGAUGUUGAUGCAACACUUAUAUCAGAAAAUAUUCUCUGUUCCAAUCCCCCAUCACUUGUUAUACCUUUAGGUACACUUUGCUAUGAAACAAAUUCAGCAUCGGAUGUAAAUCCUUUAUCCGUUUCUUCUAUUGCUACAUCAAAUGAUUGCACGUCUUUUGAGAGCAGUGAAAUAAAAAACCCAAUAAAUAGACGGCUAUCAAAGGAACGAUCCGACAAAUGA
Messenger RNA from Parnassius apollo (apollo), 744 nucleotides. Lineage: Eukaryota; Metazoa; Arthropoda; Insecta; Lepidoptera; Papilionidae. The record is from the annotation of a GenBank genome assembly.